UCCUCUCUCCUCUCUCCUCUCUCCUCUCUCCUCUCUCCAUCUAUAUAGACCCCUCCAUACCCACCCUUUUACUCUCUCCGAUCUCUCCUAUCUCUCUCUAAAGAUCAUCAUCAUGGCAGGGAACAAUGGAUCAUCAGCGUCAUCGAAGGGCCUGAUCGUGAGCUUCGGUGAGAUGUUGAUCGACUUCGUCCCCACAGUCUCCGGCGUAUCCCUCGCUGAAGCACCUGGCUUUCUGAAAGCCCCAGGCGGUGCUCCGGCGAACGUCGCAAUCGCCGUGACUCGUCUCGGCGGCAAAUCGGCCUUUGUUGGCAAGCUCGGCGACGAUGAGUUCGGCCACAUGCUGGCCGGAAUACUGAAAGAGAACGGUGUUUCAGGCGACGGAAUCAAUUUCGAUACAGGAGCGAGGACUGCACUGGCGUUCGUGACUCUACGUGCCGACGGUGAGCGUGAGUUCAUGUUCUAUAGAAACCCCAGCGCCGAUAUGCUUUUGACGCCGGAGGAAUUGAAUCUGGAACUCAUUAGAUCUGCUAAAGUCUUCCAUUAUGGAUCAAUCAGCUUGAUCGUGGAGCCAUGCCGAUCAGCACAUUUGAAGGCUAUGGAGGUAGCAAAGGAUGCCGGAGCUCUACUCUCCUAUGACCCGAACCUCCGGCUACCGUUGUGGCCAUCGGCCGAUGAGGCCCGUGAGCAGAUCAUGAGCAUUUGGGACAAGGCUGAUGUGAUCAAGGUUAGCGACGUUGAGCUGGAAUUCCUCACAGGGAGUGACAAGAUUGAUGAUGAAUCAGCAAUGUCACUCUGGCACCCAAAUUUGACGCUCCUGCUGGUGACCCUUGGAGAAAAGGGUUGCAGAUAUUACACUAAGAAUUUCCAUGGAGCCAUUGAUGCUUUUCAUGUCAAAACGGUGGAUACAACUGGAGCUGGUGACUCUUUCGUUGGUGCCCUCUUGUGCAAGAUUGUCGAUGACCAAUCCAUACUCGAGAAUGAAACAAGGUUGAGGGACAUACUGACAUUUGCAUGUGCAUGUGGAGCCAUCACAACCACCAAGAAGGGAGCAAUCCCUGCCCUUCCCAAUGAAUCUGACGCCCUCAGUCUUCUCAAAGCAUAAUACAAGGGCUAACGCUCUUCCUUGUGCUUUCUCCUUUUCUAUUCUAGUUUUGAUUUCUCCGGAUAGGAGUUUUGCGUUCAAUUCAAUUAAAGUAGGUUUUCAACCUCUCAAUCAAUUUUUCUUUUAUUUGCUUGUAAUGAUGAAAGAUGUUUGCUUGAAGGUUUUAAUAAAUCAAUUUUCAUCAAGUUUGCAGUUAAUAAUGCUUUCAAUAGUAG
This is a messenger RNA of Ilex paraguariensis (yerba mate), 1317 nucleotides long. NCBI's taxonomy places the organism in Eukaryota, Viridiplantae, Streptophyta, Magnoliopsida, Aquifoliales, Aquifoliaceae. The record is from the annotation of a GenBank genome assembly.